AUGGAAGAAGAAGAAAUAGGUCCAAGAUGGUACAAACUGCUCGCAAAGUCUCAAAAAACGUAUUUACUAUUGUAUUUGAUUACGAAUGCAAACUUAUCAGAGGCUAAAUUUGUAUAUGGCACUUUGUCAUUGACAUUGGAGAACUGGCUGUCUCUGUUAGUUAAGUUCUUACCAGAAACAACCCAACCUGCUGUCUAUAUCCCUUAUAUAGAUGUUGAGAAUGAUCAGGGAGAAGUUUGUAAUACGUUGGAUGUGGCUUCCACUGUGAAACUUCCUUCAGACAAGCUAUGUCAAUAUCGUUUGAAACGAAUGGGACUUUGGGAAAGCAGCCUUCCCUCAAUUCAGAAUGUUUCCCAGUUUUACUCUAUUUUUUCUAGAAAAAUUGUUGAAGAAACAAAUCAGGUGCAGUUAGCUUACUUAUUAAUGAAAAGCUCGCAAGCGCCUUCUGAAAUCAGAGAAUGGAGCAGCGGGCGUUUCGAAGUAUUUCACCGUCUUUCACAAUUCACUUCCGUUCCCGUUGAUUUGGAUGAAAUGGAGAAAGCUUCCAUUCGUGAUGUUAUUUCUCUUUCUUUUCCUAUUUUAAGCUCUGAAAACUGUGUUGCAAUAAUGAGCGGUGUCAUCCUCCCUUUUGUUUUGGCUACCGAAUCUGAAUCUGAAGGCUCACAGGACAGUUGGUCGUAUGUAUGGGAGAAACUACUUCAGUUAGUUAAAACGGAUGGCUUGGAGAUACUACAUGAGCUAAUUAUUCACUGGAAUAUUGACGAUACCAAGCUUAAGUUAGUAUUGAUGAAAGUUGCUUUAUCUUCCCUUUAUAUCUCCAACGAAACGACAUCGACCGCUUUGUCUCUAGGAAAACAAAUGCUUGCAAAUAUACAGGAAAAGUUAAAACUCUCUCCUGCCCCGUACGAUAAUCUUUUGAAAGGACCUAUAGAAAACUCUAUAUACUUUUUCUUAUCCAACGAUACUGAUCUUACGAAUCCAACUAGCGAGUCUGUUACUUUAUUAAGUCGUAUCAUUGAUGCUAUUCCAAUUCUCAAAAGCGCUAAUGUGUUUCCCGUUCCAAGUGUGCGAGCUUGUUUGAACCUAUCCAAUUUAGAAAGGGCAUCACAGGAAACAUUCCUCCAAAAGUAUAUCUCUAGUUCUCUGGGCGAAUCGGGGACUGCCAGCUACAAUGAUUGGAACAGUGUCUUUUCUGUCACGUUCUCCUGGAAGAGUCAACAUCUAUUUUUUAAUAAAAUAGAAUCAAGAGACAUUUCUUUGAUAUUUCUAAAAAUGUUACUAUCUAUAUCAAAUUUUAAAGUUUUAGACAAGAUGAAGGAUCAAUUAGCUUUACCUGAUAUUCAUCCGGAUAUUCUUCAAAGUUGUAUGGAAACUAGCUUUUAUGAAAAUUUCCGAGCCGCUUCUAGUAUGAACAAAAGUCGCGGCAAGUUAAAAACUGCUAGUCAAGUUCUGGAUGUGUUUGAUGAAUGCAGUAGCCUUACUACAACUCGUCGGCGUCUUAAUGCCCUUAUCAACACCGUUGAUUUAAUUAAGCAAUAUCGUUUUCUAAUAGAAAAGGGAAAGCCGCUAUCGCCUAAGCAAAUAGAGGAUAACUUGGAUCCUGAUAAAUUGUUAGACUUCAUUCUAACUCAAGAUGAACAUUCAUAUCAGCAAGCCGAUGAGCUUAUGGCUCUCACGAUUGAAAUUUACAAAGCUUGUGGAAAAUUCAAUUACAAGGAUGCUAUAACCCAACUUCGCCAAAUUACCGAGCAAGUUGUGAAUCGAUGUGUAGAUGCCGCAUUGGUCAAAAGCGACUUGAUUAUGGCAAAGCAACUAGUUGAAGACAGACUUGUUACAUUAGCGGAAUCUAGCGCUGGUAUGCGAGAAACCAUUUACAAAACUUGUUAUAAAAUUGGGAAAACUCCACUAAACGAUUAUCUUUCACGUGAAAUAAGACUUGAGAUGCUUCAACUUGCCAUUGCCAAUGCUCCAAAAGAAAAACUUAAUGAUGUUGUUAAUUACUGGACAGAAUUCGAGUCAAAUAAGGACAAAGAUGAAACAGAGAGUGACUUGGAUGCUGAUGCUUUUCCAGAACUUAACGAACCUGUUAAUCACGAAGAAUUACAUGAAGAUGGAGACGAAUAUGACUUUGACAAGGAGUGGUCUCUUGCUGCAGCCGAAGUAGAUGCGCCCGCGAAAGACGGUGUCGAUGUAAAUUAUGAUGAAUCCGAUCCCCCAGUCCAUCCCGACCAAGAGUUUUCACAUAACGAUGAAGAAGAUAUAGCCAAAAAGGUCACUAGUUCAUUUGCCAAUGGUUUAGGAUGGGUCUUAGGCGUUCCUCAAGAUUGA
Schizosaccharomyces osmophilus is the source of this 2328-nucleotide messenger RNA. RefSeq names its product secretory pathway protein Sec39 (gene sec39). Lineage: Eukaryota; Fungi; Ascomycota; Schizosaccharomycetes; Schizosaccharomycetales; Schizosaccharomycetaceae. The record is from RefSeq and is a predicted model, not a curated record. Gene Ontology annotation, biological process: retrograde vesicle-mediated transport, Golgi to endoplasmic reticulum. The coding region runs from base 1 to 2328 and encodes 775 amino acids. The transcript has a single exon.